AUGGUAAUGUUUUAAAUUUGUAAUUCUUUUCUUCCAGAUGGAAAUAUAUAAUUCUACAGUGAAGAAUGAAGAUUUUCCGAAACACUACGAGUUUGAGAACUUUUUCGAUCGCGAAAAGAACAUAAAACUCCUUGAAAACUACCGCCAUUUUUCACUUUACCUAGUACUUAUAUACUUCUGUACAAUAUACUGGCUGAAAAAUUACAUGAAAACACGUCCAGCAUUUAAUUUGAAGCCUCAGUUAGCAGUUUGGAAUCUAAUUUUGGCAAUCUUCAGCAUAGGAGCAUCUCUUCGACUGCUACCAACUCAGCUCCAUGCUCUUGGGUACGGAUAUGCAACAUCCGUUUGCAACAACUCUUUAUUCCUGAAUAGCCAAGCUACUAUAUUCUGGGGUAGUCUGUAUGUCUCUUCGAAAGUCCUGGAACUGGGGGACACUGUAUUUUUAAUUCUAAGAAAGAAGAAAUUGAUAUUUCUCCACUGGUACCACCACGCCGUUACCAUGACCAUGGUUUUCUACUUAGCCGAUCGUGCAACUGCCAUUGCCCAUUGGUUUACCAUAAUGAAUGUCAUUGUGCAUUCGUUCAUGUACACUUACUACUUUCUGAUGACUUUGGAGUUUAAAUUGCCCAGAAUUUUGGCAAUUUGUUUAACUUCUUGUCAAGUUCUUCAGAUGAUCAUUGGAAUGGUAGUUUGCUUCAGUUCUUUCCUCCUGUACAUGAUUGGAGUGAAAUGCGAUUUCCCUGUUUUCAUGGCUAAUGUCUGCCUUUUUCUUUAUGCUGUAUACUUUUAUUUAUUUACUCGAUUGUUUUAUGAUUUAUAUAUUUCUAAACCGAAAGCAGCGAAGAAGAUUCAGUAGAUCUCGAAGUUAAAAUGUGAAUGAUUAACGGUAAAAAUAAAUAAAAAAUAAAAAUAAAAUACAGUAAAACUUGUCUAAGAAGGACCCUUUAAAAAUCGUCAAUCCGCCUAAACAGAACUUGCCUACCUGCCUACAGAACAACCUGUAUAAACAGAAAUUAAACCCUGGAAACGGAACGAUUUACUACAUAAAAUAAUAACCAGUCUUCAAACCUGUCUAACGAGGAACGUAGCUAUUUUUUGGGUUCGAGCGGAAUGAUUUUCUGCGUUAAAAAAAGUGCUAUUGUCUUAAAACUUGUUUAAUGUGGAAAUGGAUGACUCUUGGCAUCUGAAAACGAAACAGUUUACUAUGUAAAAUGUCUUGAAACCUGUCUAAGACGGAAAAGGUAGCUUUUUUUAGGCCCGAAACAGAACGAUUUGCAUCCCAAAAUGCUAUUGUAACUCUCUAAACCUGUCUAAUGCGGAAACGGAAGGUAACCAAUUGCAUAAUGUAAUUUGUCCUAGAUGAAGCCAAAUUUUAGACUUAACCGCAAGUAAAUCCUGUUAAUUAAUACUGCAACUUGUAUAUUCAGGCCACGUCUCGACUGUAUAAAACAAAACAAUGAAAUGUUCGUUUUAAACAGGUUUCACUGUAUUAAUUUUAUGAAGAAUGUAUGCAUUUAUAAGUGUCUAUGAUAAGUAACAUAGAACUCAUAUAUUGUUAUAAAGGUUUUUAAUAGUAAUUUUUUAGUAAAAUAUGUUUCU
Centruroides sculpturatus (bark scorpion) is the source of this 1599-nucleotide messenger RNA. Its product is annotated as elongation of very long chain fatty acids protein 6-like. The transcript has a single exon. Bases 38 to 856 code for a protein of 272 amino acids. The record is from RefSeq and is a predicted model, not a curated record. Gene Ontology annotation, molecular function: fatty acid elongase activity. NCBI's taxonomy places the organism in Eukaryota, Metazoa, Arthropoda, Arachnida, Scorpiones, Buthidae. Gene Ontology annotation, cellular component: endoplasmic reticulum membrane. Gene Ontology annotation, biological process: fatty acid elongation, monounsaturated fatty acid; very long-chain fatty acid biosynthetic process; fatty acid elongation, polyunsaturated fatty acid.